Molecule: messenger RNA, 597 nt
Organism: Dentiscutata erythropus
Lineage: Eukaryota; Fungi; Glomeromycota; Glomeromycetes; Diversisporales; Gigasporaceae
Source: the annotation of a GenBank genome assembly
AUGGUGUAUCUCAAAUUGGCGGGUUUAAAAAUCUCAGAUGCAUUACUUAGUGAAAUUUUAUACUCAUGCCCGAAUAUAAACUUUCUUAUUCUUGAUCGAAGUUAUGGUUUUAGUAAUAUACCAAUUAUGCCUCAAGGAGGUGCCCCUAAAGGGCCAGAAAUUGCAAAAUAUUGUCCGAAGCUACUACAUAUGAGUCUUGAUACGUGUACAGCUAUUACUGAUAGAUGCAUUAGUGAAAUAACACAAUCUUGUCCAAAUUUAAAAUACAUAAAUCUCACUUCUUUGUAUAGAGAUAGUAAUAUUUUCAGUGCAUCUGUAAUUGAAAUAGCACGAUCUUGUCCCAAUCUAGUAUAUUUAAACCUCAAUGGACAAUCUUCUAUUAAUGAUGAAUCAAUUUGUGUAAUUGCACGCUCAUGUGUAAAUCUUCAACACCUGGAUUUGUCGUUCAACGAAAUAAUUACGGAUGAAGCUAUAUGUGCGAUUGCAACCGGCUGUCCAGAUAUGCGAAAUUAUUUUCUCGAAGGCUGUGAACGGAUAACCGAUAAAUCAAUAAAAAAAAUUGCACAUCCGUUCAUGUUCAAACAUUCAGAAUCUUAG